AUGAAAGCGCGGGCUGAAGCCAGCCUACCGUCAACGAUGACGUCACCCAAAACUCAGGCUGGAGCUCGAGCUCGCCUUGACUUCAAGCCAGCCUGGUCCCGUGGGACCCACAGCCUGCUCAGGCUAGACAGGCCCGCUGGAAAUGAAUUUUGGACUACCCCCCCCCCAACCCUAACUGCUGGAACAGCUCAUACAAUUUGGUCCAGGAGUCCACUGCACCAUACUCUUCCAUGA
Messenger RNA from Prunus armeniaca (apricot), 234 nucleotides. NCBI's taxonomy places the organism in Eukaryota, Viridiplantae, Streptophyta, Magnoliopsida, Rosales, Rosaceae. The record is from the annotation of a GenBank genome assembly.